Messenger RNA from Aegilops tauschii subsp. strangulata, 1146 nucleotides. RefSeq lists its product as uncharacterized. Gene Ontology annotation, biological process: transcription by RNA polymerase II; transcription initiation at RNA polymerase II promoter. Gene Ontology annotation, cellular component: transcription factor TFIIF complex. The record is from RefSeq and is a predicted model, not a curated record. Lineage: Eukaryota; Viridiplantae; Streptophyta; Magnoliopsida; Poales; Poaceae.
GCCAAACCGUCCCGAUCCCCGAGUUAAAGCAGGACGCGCCUCGAUUCCCGGCACACGAGCCGGCGAGCCGCGCAGCCUUCGACCCCGAGGGGAACCGCUCACCGGAGCACCACCGACCCGCGGGCAUGGCCGAGGAGGGGAAGCACCUGGAGACGGGCCGGGCCGACCGCUCCGUCUGGCUCAUGAAGUGCCCGACCAUCGUCUCGCGCGCCUGGCAGGAGGCCGCCGCCGCCGCCGCCGAUGCCGGAGGUCCCAACCCUAACCCUAACCCCGUCGUCGCCAAGGUCAUCCUCUCCUUCGACCCGCUCAGCACCGACGAGGACCCGAACCAGUUCAAGAUGGAGAUGGCUCAAACUAACAAUGGCAACACACCGAAGAAUUACUCUUUGAAUAUGUUCAAGGAUUUUGUGCCAAUGUGUGUUUUCUCUGAGUCUAACCAAGGGAAGCUUGCAUGCGAAGGAAAAGUCGAGCACAAAUUUGACAUGGAACCGCACAAAGAAAACCUUUCAGACUAUGCAAAAUUAUGCCGUGAGAGGACUAAAAAUUCUAUGAUUAAAACAAGAAAAGUGCAUGUACUUGACAAGGAGCAUGUGAAUGUGCGCACAAUGAUUAGCAUGAUUGGUGGCGGGCCUCAUUCUGGUCCAAAGGACAAGAAGAAGCCGGCGCCAACCAGAACUCCUGAAGUGAAAAGAACACGAAGGGAUCGUGGGGAUAUUGAAAACAUCCUAUUCAAGUUAUUUGAGAGGCAGCCGAAUUGGUCACUGAGGCAUCUAAUGCAGGAAACUGAUCAACCAGAGCAAUUCCUGAAGGAGAUAAUGAACGAUCUUUGCGUCUACAACAAGAGAGGGCCGAAUCAAGGGACGCAUGAGCUCAAGCCUGAAUACAAGAAGUCUGUUGAGGACACUAGCGCGACCUGAAGUCUAUAUCAUCUCUUAUGAUAUGCUAUACCUGAGAGCUAGAAGCCCGUAUGCUCUGAUAAGUUGAAUGUGGGUCAUUGACAGAUUCUGACUCCAGCCUGUUAGUUGCUGAUGAAUCGCGUAUGCUUCAUCUGGUUGUUCUUUGCAAAAGUAAUUUUUAUGCUGUAUAAGCCUCGAGAUAUCUUGUUAUACCACGGUUUGCCGUAUCAAAGAUCCUGAGUUUUCAGCA